Messenger RNA from Gloeophyllum trabeum ATCC 11539, 351 nucleotides. RefSeq lists its product as uncharacterized. The transcript is spliced from 3 exons. The record is from RefSeq and is a predicted model, not a curated record. Bases 1 to 351 code for a protein of 116 amino acids. NCBI's taxonomy places the organism in Eukaryota, Fungi, Basidiomycota, Agaricomycetes, Gloeophyllales, Gloeophyllaceae.
AUGCCACCAGCUCGCAGAAGUACGCGCAGCCGCAAGGGCUCCGGUUGGCACAAGAAAGGUUACCGAGACCAUGGUAAUAUGUGGAUCAACAUCCGAAGGGCAAUGUACGGCGGACCUUUCGUCCGCGGGCACGAAGUGAACGAGUGCGCCACUAUGCAAGAGUUCUUGGACGGAGUGAUCAGGGACAUUAGCAUGGAAGAGGACUUCCCGAUCCCUGAAGACUGGCUUUUGGACGUGCAGCGUAGAGGGAAGUCGCUUUUCCUGGAGCCGAUGGAUGCCCCUGUUACGGAUUACUUCGAUGGCGGUGAACAGAUUACUUGCAAAGUCUUCGACGACGAAGGUAUCAGGUGA